AUGUCAGAUUACAGUUACGAGGAAGCCGAGGAUGAGUAUCUUCAAAGACCAAGGUUUUCUGACUCUCCAGAAUAUAAGGAACUGAGAGACAACAUAGUCGAGCAACUAUUUGAAAUUAACGGGCAAAUAGGAACUCUACAACAAUUCAACUCUACUCUCAAUAGCUUUCUGGACAAUGGGAACAUCAAGGCGAAGAUUGUUGAUAAAAUCGAUAAAAAAUCUGUAGAGAACAUCAAGAAAGUAAGAACUCUGAUUGAAAAGGUUAACGAUCUAGUUGUAAAAGUCGACAACAUCGAAGAAACGAGCCUGGACAAGACACAGAUAAUAUCGAGAGAGAAACUGAACAGAGAUGUCAAAAAUUCUUUGCAACAAUUCCAGAAUACUCAGCUUGAAUACACAAAAGUCAUGAAGUUGAUUAAUGAAAAGGCACAGGCUAAGCUGGAUGAAACCCAAGCGGCAUUUAGACAAGAGGUAGAAAAUGAUACACAGAGCCUGGAUGCCCAACAGUAUAAUAAUGUGGAGAAUACAUUCAGCCAAAUGGUUAUUGAAAUGGAUCCAAUUAACAAUGAAGAAUUCGUCUAUCAGCAAAACUUGAUACGAGAGAGAGAACUCGAAAUUAGCAACAUAGAGCAAGGUAUAGUGGACUUGAAUGAGCUAUUUCAUGAUUUAGGCAACGUGGUACAGCAGCAGGGGUCUAUGGUAGACAAUAUCGAAGCAAAUAUAUUUACGGCAGCAAGUCACACCAAGAACGCCUCUCAAGAGCUACAAAAGGCGUUAAGAUAUCAAAGGAACUCCAGUAAAUGGUGUGUUUAUCUUUUGAUAGUGCUAUUGAUAUUCCUUAUCUUGAUGAUUCUGAUUACACUAAUAUGA
Messenger RNA from Huiozyma naganishii CBS 8797, 870 nucleotides. It is a transcript of the gene PEP12, whose product is annotated as SNAP receptor PEP12. Gene Ontology annotation, molecular function: SNAP receptor activity; SNARE binding. Gene Ontology annotation, cellular component: membrane; endomembrane system; SNARE complex. Lineage: Eukaryota; Fungi; Ascomycota; Saccharomycetes; Saccharomycetales; Saccharomycetaceae. The record is from RefSeq and is a predicted model, not a curated record. The transcript has a single exon. Bases 1 to 870 code for a protein of 289 amino acids. Gene Ontology annotation, biological process: Golgi to vacuole transport; vesicle fusion; intracellular protein transport.